GUUGCAUACAGGGGGUGGAGCCCUCGGGGGGCGAGUCGAGUAAAACUAUAAGACGAAGCGCGUGCUCUGCAAAACUGCAAAACUUACGUUUGGCUGCUUUCAACUUAAUCCCCACAGAUCCACCGAUAAGGAGGUCGCUGUGCCACAGAAUCACCCUUGACGUCACCACUGCCACCACUGCCACCACCAUGGAGUUCCGCGCCCUCUUCCUCGUCCUCUUUUUGUCAUUUCUGUACCUCAGUUUUUCUCAAGGCUCUUAUGAAAAUUGUUGUUUGAAAUACAACAAGCAUGUAAGCACGAGGACGAUGAAGGCUGGGUUCAAAUCUUACCGAAAGCAGGAGACAGACGGUGGCUGUAAUAUCCAAGCCAUUGUCUUAACUUCCAAUUCAGGAAAAAAGGUAAUCUGUGCUAAUCCAACGGCGAAAUGGGUGAAGAAGAUUAUGGCAAAGAUUGAUAAACAAGCCCAGGAAGACCGACAGAAGAAGCAGCAGUGAAACCCAUGCUAGAAGUUUGGAGGGCUUCCAGGCCACACAGUGCACUUUUGAGGGGGGGUCUCAGCAGGCACCGCUCAAAUGUUGGAGCUACACUACACUUCAAUCUGCCCGGUACCCAGUGUACAGGGUAAUGCCAUAGGGUAGGGGGGCGGGUGGGUUAGGAUUACGUCAGUAACAGGCCUGAAGCUCUCGCUGCCGCUGUCCUUAUACGCAUGUCUAUAGUUACACUUGGGAAGCCAUAGCAGGGGCGUGUAGUUGAUUGUAGUCCUUUGAUAUUUUUAUCAGCAUACUGCUGGUGUGUGGAGCACAUAUACUUAUAGAUACACAUAUACACAUGCAAAUUAUGCUUGUUUUAGCUCCUCCCUGAGGUUGGGGAGGUGAAGAGCUGCAGUGUUUGACAGCCAAAGUGCCACGAGGUUCUCUUAAACAGCCAUUAAAGGGUUAAUUAAAAAUGUGAACGCUUUUGAGACUUUAGCUUUGGCUUUCUGUAAAAUCAUUUUUCACUCUGGUGCUUUACACUGUGAAUAUCAUCUUUAGACUCGCACAGCCCAUGGCGUCUGUUAUGUGUGUAACCACUACAUUAAACAAAACGGCUGUGUGGUCUGUUUGGUUGUUACUGGCUAGGAACUGCGCAACGAGCCAUUGGCAUCUUGUCAAACCCGGCUCGGAUUUUUAUUUUUAAUUUCUUUUUUUAUUAGGGUGGAUACGCCUCUUCUAAUGGGUGUGACUGCCACCUGGGCAUUCAAUGUGUAGUGAGCCAAAACUUGAUCAACAACACCUCGAAUCUUGGCCAGGGUAUUGUGUUAAAAUGUGCCAACAAUGUAAAGCCUGGGUAUCUAGGCAAAACUGGGCAUCUGGAAAGCUGUCACCCAGCUCUGAUGCUGCCAGCCAGCUGGCACCCAUCCACAAACAGGAACAAUUUAAUACAGUUUAGAGUUUCAUUUAAUGAUCCAAAUUGAGUCACUUCAGACCAUUAUCUGAACCAGUGUAAAUUCAUCCUUUGUGGACUGGUACUGCAGCCUUAUAUGCCCAUUCAUUUAGCUCAGUUAAAAUCUACACAAUCAGGGCAGACCUCAGGGUUAACGUUUGCAGUGUACCAUCUAUUUGAAUGUAUUUUGUAAUGCAUGUAGUAAUGAAAUGUGCUGCAGAUGGAGUACCAAAAACAUUAGAACUGCUUUUAUAAAUCCCAUACCAAAUGACAUAUAAUAGAGAAAUAGCAACUGGAUGGACACAGGUUGCUAUGUCUCUGACCAACAUUUGUAGCAAUAAAAUGCAUCCCAUACAUUAACACUGCGUUUGCAAAUGCCAUACCAAAUGGAUACAACAGAGACACGUGCAUUGCAUUUUUCAUUCCAACAGAUGGUACACCACAAACAUUUGUAGUAAUAAAAUGCAUCACAUUUGUUAUUCUAACAGAUGGUGCAUCACAAACAUUUAUAGCAAUAAAAUGCACCUCAUUUGUUAUUGCAACAGGUGAUGCAUCACAAAUAUUAACACUGCUUUUGCAAAUCCCAUACCAAAUGGAUACAACAGAGACACGUGCUUUGCAUUUUUCAUUCCAACAGAUGGUACACC
Polypterus senegalus (gray bichir) is the source of this 2069-nucleotide messenger RNA. RefSeq names its product chemokine (C-C motif) ligand 25b (gene ccl25b). Lineage: Eukaryota; Metazoa; Chordata; Cladistia; Polypteriformes; Polypteridae. The coding region runs from base 189 to 494 and encodes 101 amino acids. Gene Ontology annotation, biological process: cellular response to type II interferon; immune response; cellular response to tumor necrosis factor. The transcript is spliced from 5 exons. The record is from RefSeq and is a predicted model, not a curated record. Gene Ontology annotation, molecular function: chemokine activity; CCR chemokine receptor binding. Gene Ontology annotation, cellular component: extracellular region.